AUGCCUCGCAAACACCGGUCUGCGUACCCGGCAUUAGCUACCAAUGCGAAACAGCUGAAUAGCGCGCGUUCACAUCACCCGGCUGAGCGCUCGGCAGCACUCGCGCCGGCCGUAUCUCCGCCAAGGACGGUGUUCUUUGACGCUACUUUGGAGAGUUACAUUGAACGUACUCGGACUCGGAGCUAUCCGGACUCUGGACAUCUUGCGGAGAUCGCUUUGCAGUACUCUACCGCUGUACCGCCUGGUACAGCACCCGUGUUACUUGGGCAAUGGGCUGAGGCGAAUACGUGUGGCGAUGUUGUGCGGCUAAAUGUCAGGCAAGGUCAGGCAGAAGCGGCCAUCGCAAAGGGCAACAUGCGGUUUAUACGCUCGUUCAUUACGUCCAGUCAAACGGCGUUUAAUAUGUGA
This is a messenger RNA of Peniophora sp. CBMAI 1063, 408 nucleotides long. Lineage: Eukaryota; Fungi; Basidiomycota; Agaricomycetes; Russulales; Peniophoraceae. The record is from the annotation of a GenBank genome assembly.